Molecule: messenger RNA, 1582 nt
Organism: Argentina anserina (silverweed cinquefoil)
Lineage: Eukaryota; Viridiplantae; Streptophyta; Magnoliopsida; Rosales; Rosaceae
Product: zinc finger CCCH domain-containing protein 16
Biological process (GO): protein polyubiquitination
Cellular component (GO): nucleus
Molecular function (GO): ubiquitin protein ligase activity; metal ion binding
Source: RefSeq, a predicted model, not a curated record
CCUACUGCUUUGGGCCUUUGGGCCCUUGUCUUUAAUCCAAAAUGGCCCAAUUUCAUACCGAUUAAAUACAAAAGAAAUAGAACCGGCCGGCUGCUCCGAGACGACGAUGCCGGUAAAGAGAGAACCGUGCAGAUACUUUCAGCGUGGCAGCUGUCAGUAUGGAGAUGAGUGUAGAUAUCUUCAUGUGAUUCAGCAACAGCCAAAGUCGAAUAUCUUUGGCUCAGAUCAGCACCAAAACUCCAAUCCCUUUGGUUUUGGUGUUCAGAACAACUCUCAGUCAAAAGCCGGAGCCGAUAAGCCUUUUGAGAACAAAUGGACUUGGUCCUCGCCUACACCUGCUGCUGCUACUCCCUCAUCACAGAGAUCUGAUAACCAGCACCAGACAACAAACCAUGAGUGCACAAAUACUGAAGCUUGUAGAAGUAUAAUGAUUGAAGAUUUUGAGCGGGAGAGACCACUUUGGAAACUUACCUGCUAUGGUCACUCAAGAAAUUCUCUUAAGUGUGAUAUUGUUGGUGAUAUUAGUUACGAGGAAUUGAGGGCAGCGGCAUAUGAUGAUGCUAAGCGAGGGGUGAACUUGCGAUCAAUAGUUGAAAGAGAGCAGAAUUUGAUAAAUUCGAAGUCAAGUGAGUUUGAACCCCAUGCUGUUCCACUGAACUCUACUGCUACCCAAAGCUCUUUCCCUUCAACUACUGCAAAUGCAUUCUUUCAGACUUCACAAAGUAGUGCUCCUCCUUCAGUAUCAAGUUUCAGCCAGUUCGGUACAUCCCUCAACGCGGGAUUUGGACAAAGGCCAUCCGCACCAGCAAAUAAUGGUUUUUUGCAGCCGAGCUCAUUUACGAAUUUCAGUUAUCCUUCAAGUGGAUUUGAGACGAACAAUUUUCCAUCUGCAAAUUUUGGUUUACUUGCCAGCCAAUCUCAUAAUAGUGCAGGUGGAAGUUUCUUUACCCACAGUGUAGGAUUUGGCGACCAAACAUCCACUUCAGCAGUGCCAUCACAAUUUCCUAGUGCUACAAGUAGCCAGCCACUUUUUCCCAAAGAUGGGCUUAGUUCUGCUUCGAAUCCAAGUGGACAAGUAAUUGCAGAAGUUCAGUCACUAAAUAAUUUACAAAUGGAGAAGAUUUCUGGGGACAUGAGUAUUUGGUUGAAAAAGAAAUGGACACCUGGAGAGGUUCCAGAAGAAGAACCGCCAGAUGCAUUGGUUCAUAUUGAUUUGUAAUCUCAGUACUCUAUGAACAGGAAAAUCAAAACGCUUGCAGUUGUUAUUUUUAGCAUGAAAUGAUUGCAAAAGACACGUCUUUUUGAAAUCUUGAGUUGGGUGAGCGCAAGGAAAAGGGUGGACACUAGGAAAGGGAAAAACUUCAUUUGUGCAGGCCAGAUGGUUGCCUCAUUUGAACAUAAGUAGUGUGCCAUCUUAUUACUUGAUUUAUCUUAUCUAAGUGCAGCUUAUGAAUAUUAGAGCUAUGGGGAUAUGUACUAACACAAUAGCUGAUCACUAAUUAGAACCAUGUGAUGGUUCCUCCAGAUAAGUGGCUUUGCUCGACUACGUCCGUACUCGCAACUCCUACGUUCUGUCAAUUUG